Messenger RNA from Acanthoscelides obtectus, 3947 nucleotides. Lineage: Eukaryota; Metazoa; Arthropoda; Insecta; Coleoptera; Chrysomelidae. The record is from the annotation of a GenBank genome assembly.
UUUGUGUUUUGUGCUAUGUUGUACCCGGCAACCGUCAAUGUGACAAAUGAGAAAAUUGUAAAUUUGUUGGACUUUUUUUUAAUAAAACUUUGAUAUGAACUAGUUCAUACUAUUCAAAUGUAAAAUAUCAAUAACUAAAGGGAGCAGAAUGGCAGGUCCAGAUGUAGCAGCUCUUGCAGCUGAUUUAGCCAGAGCAGUUGAACUGACAAUGAGCCCAGGAGCUUCUCAACAAGACCGUUUAAGAGCCUACCAAGCUUGUGAAAGCUUCAAGGAAACAUCACCACUGUGUGCAGAGGCAGGCUUAUAUCUUGCAGCUGGAACUCAACACUCACUCAUAUCAAGGCAUUUCGGAUUACAGCUCAUGGAGCACACUGUGAAGUAUCGUUGGACUCAAAUAUCACAGCAAGAGAAGAUAUUUAUCAAGGAAAAUGCCAUGAAAUUGCUAUCUGCUGGUGGCAUCAGUGAAGAGUCUCACAUGAAAGAUGCACUUAGCAGAGUUAUUGUGGAAAUGGUGAAGAGAGAGUGGCCUCAACAGUGGCCUAGUUUGCUGUCUGAGCUGUCUGAGGCUUGUUCCUGUGGAGAGGUGCAGACAGAGUUAGUUCUCUUGGUAUUUUUGAGGCUUGUUGAAGAUGUUGCCUUAUUACAGACACUGGAAUCUAACCAACGCCGCAAAGACAUCUACCAUGCUCUGACUGCCAAUAUGUCCAUCAUCUUCGAAUUUUUCCUCCGCCUGAUCGAGCUACACGUCAACCAAUUCAGAUCGUUCAGCGGUACCAACGUGACGAAAGCAAACUCCCACAGUCGUGUGGUGCAAGUAGUGUUGUUAACCUUGGCUGGUUUUGUGGAAUGGGUUUCCAUGACACAUGUUAUGGCUCAGAACGGCAGGUUGCUGCAGAUACUGUGCCUUUUAUUGAACGACAGGGCAUUCCAGAAUUCUGCCGCCGAGUGCUUGUCCCAGAUUGUAAAUCGUAAAGGAAAAUUGGAAGAAAGAAAACCUCUUCUAAUUCUUUUCAAUGCUGAAACAAUGCAGUGUAUUCUAGCAGCUGCAAAAACCCCUUGCAGUAUUGGUGAUGAACAGCAGUACUUGUUCAAUAAAAAAUUGAUUCAGGUUCUAGGCGGCCUAACGACUCAGCUGUGCACCUUAUGGGGCAAAGACAGCAUCUCUCGCCCCAACAACUUCAGCCUGUUCCUGGAAGCUAUUCUGGCAUACAGCAGCCAGGCUAGCUUAGUGCUGGCUCACUUGACGAAUCCGUUAUGGAACAGCAUGUUGAAAAAUGAGCACGUAGCGAGAGAUCCCGUUUUCCUAUCUUAUAUUCCCCAAUGGGUGCAGUGCACCGCGCCAAAGAUUGUCAAAUUCAAUUACCCGGCCGGUAAAGGUAACAGUGAUGUGAGUGAAGGCGCCCUCUAUGCGAAGAUUGAUUUCGAUAGCGAAGAGGAGUUUUCGGCGUUCUUUUAUAGGUGCCGUUCGGAUAUGUUGGAUUCUUUCAGGCAAGCAACAGUAGUUGCUCCUCUAGUAACCUUCAACUACGUGGAACAGUGGCUGUUGAAGUGCCUUCAAGUACCGAAUAGCGUAGUAGGUCUGACGACAUCGGAUCCUGUAUUCCAAGAGUGGGAGGCUGUAGCUAAUUUCCUGGAGAGCAUCCUCAGCAGAGUUCUACAAGCGGCUGAACGACCUUCCGUUGCUGCUGGAUUGAGACUGUUACAGGCGUGUCUGUCCUACAGACCUGCGGAUCCGCUUAUUUUGUCGACCUUGUUAACAUGCAUAUCAGCGUUAUUUGUGUUCCUGAGUAUGUCCACUGGUCAAAUGGCGCCAACAGUGAACUCAGUUGCGGCGUCUGGUGCUGCUCUCCUACCACAGGUGCUCGACAAAAUAUUCUCUACAUUAAUCUAUACACCAGAAGGUCAGUCGAUAAACUCAAGGUCUCGGGCAUUGAAAAAUGUCCGCCGCCAUGCUGCUUCACUGAUGGUGAAGAUAGGCAAUAAGUAUCCUUUGCUGUUGUUGCCAGUAUUCGACCAGAUCAAAGCAACAGUAGAAAGUUUAUCCAGAACUGAUGGUCCUGCGCAUUUAACUUGUUUAGAAAAAGUUACUCUUCAAGAGGCACUACUCCUGAUCUCUAAUCAUUUUGGAGACUAUGAUAGGCAAAGCAAUUUUGUUGGAGAAGUUCUAAGAGAAGCUAAUACUCUAUUUUUAGAUAUUGUUAAUUCAGGUGCUUUAAGGGGUGCUGUAGAAUUUAUUUCGUCUGUAGGGUUGGACAAACCUCCCGCUCCGGACAAUACUGAAGAUAUUUGCGGUCAGAAUCGAAGCAAUAUCUUUUUCUGUGUUAAUCUCUUCUUAGGAGUAAUAAAAAGAUGUUCUUGGCCAGACGAUCCCGAGAGAGCAACAAGAGGUGGUUUUGUGGUAUCACUAACUGAAUCCGGCAACCCGGUAUGUCGAAACCCUGCAGCUCCACACAUUGUUCCACUUCUGCCCCACAUUUUGUCUUUGAUACGGAUAUUCAAUGAACUGUUCACGGUGGAAGCGCAAAAUCUUAUCCAUGACAGCUAUAAAGGGUGCUUAGCAAUGCAGGAGACUGAGAAAAUGAAUCUAUUAGGUCUGAUUGGACAUGCUGUUUCUGAAUGUGAAACACAGGUGGUACAGAGUCGACUGGAAAGAAUGCAAAGGUUCCUGACAGGUUUACACGAGAGCUGUUACCAUAUGAUGGGAUCUGUGGGUCCUUCUUUAGGCAGAGAUUUGUACAGUAUUCCAGAAUUAUCAUUGGCCAUUAUCAAUAAUGUUCUCUCUUACUUACAAUAUAUCCCAGAUUAUAAAAUUAGACCAAUAGUAAGGGUGUACCUGAAACAGUUCAUCUACUCGUGCCCAGCACCAUACUACGAGGCUGUGGUUCUACCUAUAAUGGCUCAUAUCUCUCCUAUAAUUCUUUCAAGACUGCACGCGAAAUGGCAACAAGUGAUCGAAUUCCGCAACCGCGAAGCGCAAGAGGACAACGGCGACGCGCAAGAAGUACUUGAAGACAUCCUUACGCGCGCGUUGACGCGCGAAUAUCUAGAUCUUCUGAAGGUAGCACUGGUGGGAGGCAGCCUGACGGCAGAUGCCGGAGGUGAAUCCAUGGAGACCGAGGAGCACAGUAUGGACUCUCCCACGCCGCCUCCCACCAGGUCCAAUAUCACAACAGAGGUCAUUUCUGAUUUAGGUUUGAUACUGUUGCGCAGCGACAAGACGUGUCAUUCGAUUGUGUUGACGGUGCUUGGAGCCUUGGCGUGGAUCGAUAGUAACGCGUCGUUGAAGGUUACGCUUCUUAUUGCCCCAAUAGUCCGGCAACUGGCAUCUGACAAAUCCCUAAACGGCGAAAUGGCUGCUCACAUAAUGGCAGCCAUCUUGAACGCGCUAACUCUCCACGGUCAGCACGAAGCCAACCAGGGUUCUCUGAUGACAUUGGGUGCUCAGGUGUACGAACUUCUACGACCAUCAUUUCUGGAGGUCCUCUCCGUUAUGCAACAGAUACCGGGAGUGAAUCCGGUGGACCUCCAGAAGUUGGACGAAAGGAUUUCUGGCAGUACCAGCAAGGGAAACAAGGUGGAGAAGGUCAAAAAGGACUUGUUCAAGAAGCUAACUGGUAAUCUGAUUGGCAGGAGCAUGGGCCAGCUGUUCAAGAAAGAAGUGAAGAUCCAAGAUCUGCCUCGAAUUGCCAUACCAAAAAAAGUUGAACAGAAAGAUAGCAUGAUUCCAAAUCUGCAGAAUAUCUUCAGUUAGUGGCUUAUCGUAUUAAUAGCUGUUUAUAUUAAUAUUAUUGUGAAAUGUUGAACAUUCCUUGUUCAAUACAUAUGACUGGUAAAGAACUCAAUGCAUUACAAAUAACUUCGAUUUGCAUUAUUUUGUAAAUAAUUGUAAUUUUUAUUUAUAAUUUUUUUCUUUUGGUCGCAUUAAAGCAUGAUUGAUUUUCUGGAAA